GAUCAGAAAAACAUUUGAUUGGAACCAUUGGAACCGUUUCUUGGAGCCUCUUGAAAUACCGGUUACAGGCCCUUAACACGUUUUUUUCAGACUGCUGUCAAGCAGUUCUGGUUGUGAAGAGAAUACUCUUUAAAAUGGAAACAAUAAAAGAUAUGUUCCGGUUCCUAAACAACCCGCAUCAUGUUUGGAAAUUUCAACAAUUUUUUGGACUUAGAAAGGUUAGUGAGGUUAAAACUUCAGAAGAGGGACAUUGGGUUGCACUAGAUUCUAGGUCUAUACCCCGACCUCUACCCGAAAGAGUACGUAUACCUACCCAGCCUACCAUAACUCAGAGUAGUUUUGAAAGAGAGUACAGAAUAAACCAGAGAGUGAGAGCAGUCAGAAGACAGCAGAGUAAUGAGGAUGAUGAGAGUAGGUGUUCCUCUGGAUAUUCAUCAGAGGGAGAACCCGAGGAAUCUGCCAGCGUAUUGUAUUACAAGAUUGGGAGAUAUUUUUGGUGCACCAUGUUCUAAAUUUUU
Eurytemora carolleeae is the source of this 518-nucleotide messenger RNA. RefSeq lists its product as uncharacterized. NCBI's taxonomy places the organism in Eukaryota, Metazoa, Arthropoda, Copepoda, Calanoida, Temoridae. The transcript has 6 exons. Bases 135 to 512 code for a protein of 125 amino acids. The record is from RefSeq and is a predicted model, not a curated record.